This is a messenger RNA of Portunus trituberculatus (swimming crab), 11376 nucleotides long. RefSeq lists its product as uncharacterized. Gene Ontology annotation, biological process: lipid homeostasis; triglyceride catabolic process. NCBI's taxonomy places the organism in Eukaryota, Metazoa, Arthropoda, Malacostraca, Decapoda, Portunidae. The record is from RefSeq and is a predicted model, not a curated record. Gene Ontology annotation, cellular component: membrane; cytoplasm; lipid droplet. Gene Ontology annotation, molecular function: triacylglycerol lipase activity.
GGCUUAGAGAGGGGGAGCAGGCCCAAUCGGUGACAAGUCAAGUGAUGAGAACUAGCAUGCCAGACAGACGGCCAGUGGAACCCAAGCAACACUUAGCACCAUAACCUGUCCUCUCUCUUCGCCCCAGUACACUCUAGGGGGCCUGUUGCAGGGACAGGUAAGUUGGUGGUGUGACUGACGCAGGCGACCAGCGCAGGCAAAGGGUGUAAGUCCUUUCCUGCCAGAACGUCAUCAUCUCCAGUCACCCUUUACACUGGCACUGGCACUUGACAUCUGCACCUGUUCAUUGAAAUAUCAUGUUUAACCCCAACCUGGAAUACCAAAGUGGAUAAUUUUGUUGGAUUAAUACAGCACUAUUGACGAUCAGAAGUCUCAUUUUUAGAAAAUUGAAAAAUUAUUAGUGUUCAAGACACAUAAGCUGAAAAAUACCAAGUGCUAAAGGUUACUUACUGCAAUAACAUCUAUAAACUAACAUCUUGAUCAUUGUACUCUGGCAUUUCUAUACAUAACAUGUGUAAAUGAGGCUGCUGGCAGUUACUCGGAAGGCUUGCCAUAAUUAUAAAUGACGAAUUAAUUUGCUCCUCAAAAUCUGACUGUUUCAUCUGGUAUGGAAGAUUUCAAGGAUUCACGUCGGAACAGUUCUAGGGGAAACAGUUUGAAUGAAGAUCCUAAAAUUCAGACGAGAGAUGAAGACAUAAAUAUCUCAAGGCCUUCCCAAAAAGAGUCAAACACAGGAUCUUUUGAUAAUGGAAUUCCUAGCAUUCAGAUUUACGAUGCCAGCGAUGACGAUGGAAGGAAGAAUCGUCCAGAGUCACUCAUGAGAAGAAAAUCUAGUACAGGGUCCAUGAAAAGAAAAGAAAUGAUGAGGACAAUAAUCAAGCAAAGGACGAGAAGCAACUGGACCAAGAGGACAAUUCUUCAGCUGGGUAUCUACUUCCUGACCUUGAGGAAUACAUGAAUACACCGAGAAGAAGUUCAAAGGGUGAUGAUAAACAAGAAAGCCCUAUCCGCACCCCUGUCACUCAGAUAAGUAACAGAUCACCACGAGGAUCUAUCAGUGCUUUUUCCACGAGCACGGAGCGUCGCAGGUCAGUUAAUGAUAUAUCGUUCAAUAUUCAGCCUCGCAAAUCGAUUACUGAGAUGACUCCUAAGAUGCAGAAACAGAUAGCAAAAUUCGAAAAUUCUUAUCCUGAAGAAGAGAUUGGAGAAGCAGCCCAGAUUAGAGUGGAAACUAAUCGUCGAAGCUCCCGGAAUAUAGACGAUGUUUCUGAUUAUAGAAGACGAAGAUCAUCAACAAAAGAUGAGGGUUUUGACCUGACUCGACGAAGGUCCUCAACGAGAGAUGAAGCUCUAGAUCUUAACCGACGAAGGUCAUCAACUAGGGACGAAAUUAUUGAUCCUAAUCGACGAUCAUUAAAUAGAGACGAGACAUUUUAUCCUCAGCAACGAAGGUCAUCAACUAAAGAUGAGAUUCUUGAGCCUAAUAGACGAAGAUCAUCAACAAAAGACGAAGAUAUAGAUCUUAAUCGACGAAAAUCAUCUACUAGAGACGAGAAUUUUUAUCCUAACCAGAGAAUGUCAUCAAUGAGAGACCAAGUUCCUAACCCUGGCCGAAAGUCAUCAACAAGAAAUGAACCUGAUUCGAAUAGCAGGAAAUUAUCAACUGAUUACGAAAGUGUUUAUUUGGACCAACACAAGUCAUCAACCAGAAAUGACAGUGUUGAUGAGGAUGACACAAGGAUAUCAACUGAAAGAAGAAAAUCGUCAACAAGAGAUGAUGUUCUAGUCUAUGGUCGUCGAAAGUCUUCAGCUGGAGGUGACAUUGUCUACAUUGAUCAGAGGAGACUUUCGUCAAAGGAAAAUUUACCAGGUAUGGAACGUCGCCCUUCACUUAAAGAAAAGGUGACUACUAUUGAAAAGAACUGGAUUAUCAGUGAGAACAUUGAUGCUCUUGAGCGUCGUUUGUCAAACCAGAAUCCUGAAGUUGAGCCUGAAUCAGAAGGUAAAGCAUCUGAGACUCCUGAGGUACCUGUAAUACAAGUGCGGAGAUUCAGUGAUCUAGUUGAUGAAGAUUAUAUUAAUGUAGAUGAUGAGGAAUUAGAGGAACAGUUCCGUAAAUCCAUGACACCAUAUUUGAAAUACCGUAAAUCAGUUUCAGAUCUAGAACCUUAUCUUCAACACCAGGAAGAAAUAACUAAAAUGACACCUGAGAUAAAAACAAUGAUGGAAGUUAAUGAGAUGAGUUCAGAAAACGAAUUUGGAGAAUCUGUAAACAAUAGAUCUCCACCUCUUUUGUCUGAAAAUCUCACAGAAGAUAGAAGUCCCCAAGAAACAGCUGAUGAUUCAAAGCUCAAUGAAGAAACACUUAAUUAUUUGGUUCGACGGUUCAGUAGUCAGCCAAUCCCUGACCACAAAUCUCUGCAACCUGAUAUUAUUCCAUGGGAUGGUGACAACUCUCAUGAUGUUUCACCAGAUACCAAAGAAAAUGAUAACAAUGUACUUAAGGAAGUAAUGACACUACCUCGUAGAAGGUCUUCAAUAGUAUUAGAGGAAAGGUGGUCUAAAAGAAACUCACAAGCAGAACAAGAAAGUUCUCCAUUUAAGAAGCCUACAGAAGAUCUUGAAAGUUUAUCAUCCAUAGAUACUUCACCUCACAUUGAAGAUAGCUUGCUUACUGCAAGUUCGUCAAUAGGACAUGAUUCAUAUGCAGAGCAGGGUGCCCGCUCACCAAGGGGUUCAUCAACAGGACAGGAAUCCCACUCACCGAGAGGAUCUUACUUGUCACCUGAUGAGCUAGAAGUACCAAUAAGGGAAGACCAAAGACGAAAAUCACUAACUACCACAUUCUUUGAUUUUGUUGUACGUCGGCUCAGUGCACAAGUAGACGAGGGGAUAGAUAUCAUGCCACAAGAAAAUGAUACUGACGACAGUGAAAGGGAAGAACAGAGAGGAGAAACAGUGGUUAGAGGGAUGAAUAAUCAUAGGAAUGGGUAUAAAGAAGAGCAGGAUUCGGAUCACUGGAUGGAACCGAAAGUAGAAAAGCAAAAAUCACUAAAUGAUGAUUCAAGACGUAGGUCAACAGAAUUUAAGAAACGCUCUUCAGGAAGCCCAUCAGCAGGACUUGAGGCACGUUCACCAAGAGGCUCAUCAGCAGGACUUGACGCACGUUCACCAAGGAGCUCAUCAGCAGGACUUGAUGCACGUUCACCAAGGGGCUCAUCAGCAGGACUGGAUUCUUAUUCACCUUGGGAGUCAUUAGCAGGAAUUGAAACUGUUUCACCUAGGGCCUCUUCAGCAGGACUCGAGACACGUUCUCCAAGGAGGUCUUCAGCAGGGCUUGAGGCUGUUUCACCAAGAAGCUCAUCAGCAGGAGUGGAAAUUCGUUCACCUAAAAGCUCAUCACCAGACCUAGAAACUCAUUCAUCAAGAGGUUUCUCAGCAGAACUUGAGGCACGUUCACCUAGGGGAUCAACAGCAGGACUUGAGGCACGUUCACUUAGAGGAUCAACAGCAGGACUUGAGGCACGUUCACCUAGAGGAUCAACAGCAGGACUUGAGACACGUUCACCUAGAGGAUCAACAGCAGGACUUGAGGCACGUUCACCUAGGGGAUCAGCAGGACUUGAGACACGUUCACCAAGGGGAUCAUCAGCAGGACUUGAGGCACGUUCACCAAGGGGAUCAUCAGCAGGACUUGAGGCACGUUCACCUAGAGACUCGCCAGCAGAACUUGAGGCACGUUCACCUAGAGGCUCAUUAGCAGGAAUAGAGACUCGUUCACCUAGGGACUCAGCAGCAGAACUUGAGGCACGUUCACCUCGGGGAUCGUCAGCAGGACUUGAGGCACGUUCAUCUAGGGGCUCGUCAGCAGGACUUGACGCACGUUCACCAAGGGGCUCAUCAGCAGGACUUCAUGCACGUUCACCAAGGGGAUCAUCAGCAGGACUUGAGGCACGUUCACCAAGAGGCUCAUCAGCAGAAUUUGAUGCACGUUCACCAAGGGGCUCAUCAGCAGGACUUGAUGCACGUUCACCAAGGGGCUCAUCAGCAGGACUGGACUCUUAUUCACCUUGGGAGUCAUUAGCAGGAAUUGAAACUGUUUCACCUAGGGCCUCUUCAACAGGACUCGAGACACGUUCUCCAAGGAGCUCUUCAGCAGGGCUUGAGGCUGUUUCACCAAGAGGCUCAUCAGCAGGAGUGGAAAUUCGUUCACCUAGAAGCUCAUCACCAGACCUAGAGACUCAUUCAUCAAGAGGUUUCUCAGCAGAACUUGAGGCACGUUCACCUAGGGGAUCAACAGCAGGACUUGAGGCACGUUCACCUAGAGGAUCAACAGCAGGACUUGAGGUACGUUCACCUAGGGGAUCAGCAGGACUUGAGGCACGUUCACCAAGGGGAUCAUCAGCAGGACUUGAGGCACGUUCACCAAGGGGAUCAUCAGCAGGACUUGAGGCACGUUCACCUAGAGACUCGCCAGCAGAACUUGAGGCACGUUCACCUAGAGGCUCAUUAGCAGGAAUAGAGACUCGUUCACCUAGGGACUCAGCAGCAGAACUUGAGGCACGUUCACCUCGGGGAUCGUCAGCAGGACUUGAGGCACGUUCAUCUAGGGGCUCGUCAGCAGGACUUCAGGUACGUUCACCUAGGGCCUCAUCAGCAGGAAUAGAGACUCGUUCACCUAGGGGCUCGUCAGCAGGACUGGAGACUCAUUCACCUAGGGGCUCGUCAGCAGGACUGGAGACUCGUUCACCUAGGGACUCGUUAGCAGGACUGGAGACUCGUUCACCUAGGAGAUCGUCAGCAGGACUGGAGACUCGUUCACCUAGGGAUCGUCAGCAGGACUGGAGACUCGUCCACCUAGGGACUCGUCAGCAGGACUGGAGACUCUUUCAUCUACGGAUUCGUCAGCAGAACUGGAGACUUGGUCACCUAGGGGCUCAUCAGCAGGACUGGAAACUCGUUCACCUAGGGGCUCAUCAGCAGGACUGGAAACUCAUUCACCUAGGGACUCAUCAGCAGGAAUGGAGACUCGUUCACCAAGGAGCUCAUCAGCAGGAAUUGAGGCACGUUCACGAACGGGCUCAUCAGCAGGUCAGACUCGUUAGCAGGAAUAGAGACUUUUCACCUAGGGACUCGCCAGCAGAACUUGAGGCACGUUCACCUCGGGGAUCGUCAGCGGGACUUGAGGCACGUUCACCUAGGGACUCGCCAGCAGAACUUGGGGCACGUUCUCCAAGGGGCUCGUCAGCAGGACUUGAAGCACGUUCAUCUAGGGCCUCAUCAGCAGGAAUAGAGACUCAUUCACCAAGGAGCUCAUCAGUAGGACUGGAGCCUUGGUCACCUAGGGUCUCGUCAGCAGGAUUGGACACUCGUUCACCUAGAGACUCGUCAGCAGGACUGGAGACUCGUUCACUUAGAAGCGCGUCAGCAGGAGUGGAGACUCGUUCACCUAGGGGCUCAUCAGCCGGAUUGGAGACUCGUUCACCUAGGGGUUCAUCAGCAGGACUGGAGACUCGUCCACCUAGGGACUCGUCAGCAGGACUGGAGAUUCAUUCACCUACGGACUCGUCAGCAGGACUGGAGACUCGUUCACCUAGGGGCUCAUCAGCAGGACUGGAGAUUCGUUCACCUAGGGGCUCAACAGCAGGACUGGAGACUCGUUCACCUAGGGGCUCAUCAGUAGAACUGGAGAAUCGUUCGCCUAGGGACUCGUCAGCAGGACUUGAGACACAUUCAGCAAGGGGCUCGUCAGCAGGACUUGAAGCACGUUCACCAAGGAGCUCAUCAGCAGGACUUGAUGCACGUUCACCAAGGGGCUCAUCAGCAGGACUGGACUCUCAUUCACCUUGGAAGUCAUCAGCAGGACUUGAAGCUGUUUCACCUAGGGCCUCUUCAGCAGGACUUGAGAAACGUUCUCCAAGGAGCUCUUCAGCAGGGCUUGAGGCUGUUUCAACAAGAAGCUCAUCAGCAGGAGUGGAAAUUCGUUCACCUAGAAGCUCAUCAGCAGAAAUAGAGACUCAUUUACCUAGUGGUUUCUCAGCAGGACUUGAGGUACGUUCACCUAGGGGAUCAACAGCAGGACUUGAGGCACGUUCACCGAGGGGCUCAACAGCAGGACUUGAGACACAUUCACCAAGGAGCUCAUCAACAGGACUUGAGGCACGUUCACCUAGGGGCUCAUCAUCAGGACUGGACUCUCAUUCACCUUGGGAGACAUCAGCAGGACUUGAAGCUGUUUCACCUAGGGGCUCAUCAGCAGGACUUGAGACACGUUCUCCUAGGGACUCGCCAGCAGAACUUGAGGCACGUUCAUUUCCGGGUUCAUCAGCAGGAUUUGAGGCACGUUCACCUAGGAGCUCGUCAGUAGGAUUGGAGACUAGUUCACCUUGGGGCUCGUCAGAAGGACUGGAGAUUCGUUCACCUACGGACUCUUCAGCAGGACUGGAGGCUCGUUCACCUAGGGGCUCGUCAGCAGGACUGGAGACUCGUUCACCUAGGGGCUCGUCAGCAGGACUGGAGACUCGUUCACCUAGGGGAUCGUCAGCAGGACUGGAGACUAGUUCAAAUAGGGGCUCGUCAGCAGGACUUGAGGCCCGUUCACCUCGGGGCUCAUCAGCAGGACUUCAGGCACGUUCAUCUUGGGGCUCAUCAGCAGGACUUGAGGCACGUUCACCUAGGGGCUCUUCAACAGGAAUAGAGACUCGUUCACCUAGGGGAUCGUCAGAUGGACUGGAGACUCGUUCACCUAGGGACUCAUCAGCAGGACUUGAGACACCUUCACCAAGGGGCUCAUCGGCAGGACUUGAGACUCGUUCACCUAGAGGAUCGUCAGCAGGACUGGAGACUCGUUCACCUAGGGGGUCAUCAGCAGGACUUGAGGCACAUUCACCAUGGGGCUCAUCAGCAGGUCUGGAAGACCAUUCAGAAAGGCGUUCAUCAGGUUUGACAGAAAUUUACUCAUCUUCUCAAGGAAGAACAGAUGAUCUGUUGUCUGUGCCACAGGAAAUACCAUUAAGUAGGGAACCUCGGAAAUCCAUAGGCAUGGAAAUGUUCAAUUAUUUGGUGCGUCGUUUUAGUGGUAUGGAACCACCUCCUGAUAAUCUUGUUGAGAAAAGUUAUGACAAAGGAACUAAAGAUAUUGCAGCAGGUAAAGAUUUUUUAAAAGCAUCAUCUACUGAAAAUAUUGGAACUAUGAAGGACAAUGAACAAUUCAGCUCUCUCAUUGAUGAAGAAUUGCAGGUCUCUGAUGAUUCUGAUUCUGACCUUGAAAUGACAUGGACUGUUAAUGAACCUAAGGAAGAAGGAGAAAAUCAAGAGGAUGAAAAGUAUUAUUCAGACAUCAGUGAAGGAGAAGAAAAGCUUUCUCUGGAGCUGCUGGAUUCUCAUGAACAAAGACAGAGAUCGAUUGGGAGAUCUCAGGAUGGGUUAAAUUCAAGAAAAGUUAAAGUCUCUGACAUCAAGGAAGCAACAGAUUCCUUCAAUAUUUCACAAGGAGAAAUAUUAAACCUCUCAACUAGAAGUUCGUCAGCGUUGCUUGAGCCUCAUCAACCAAGAGCUUCAUCAGCAGAACUUGAAGCAAAUUCAUCUAGAAGUUCAUCAGCAGAACUUGAAGAAAUAUCACCAAAGUGUUCAUCAGAAGGACUUGAGACACAUUCACCUAGGGGCUCGUCAGCAGGACUUGAGGCACGUUCACCUAGGGGCUCAUCAGCAGGACUUGAGGUACGUUCACCUAGAGUCUCGUCAGCAGGACUUGAGCCACAUUCACCAAGGGGAUCAUCAGCAGGACUUGAGGCACGCCCACCUAGGGGCUCAUCAACAGGACUUGAGGCACGCUCACCUAGGGGUUCAUCAGCAGGACUUGAAGCAUGUUCACCUAAGGGCUCGUCAGCAGGACUUGAGGCAGGUUCACCUAUGGGAUCAUCAGCAGGACUUGAGGCACGCUCACUUAGGGGCUCGUCAACAGGACUUGAGACACGUUCACCUAGGGGCUCGUCACCAGGACUUGAGGCACGUUCACCAAGGGGAUCAUCAGCAGGACUUGAGGCACGCUCACCUAGGGGCUCGUCCACAGGACUUGAGGCACGCUCACCUAGGGGCUCAUCAGCAGGACUUGAGGCACGUUCACCAAGGGAUCAUCAGCAGGACUUGAGGCACGCUCACCUAGGGGCUCGUCAACAGGACUUGAGGCACGUUCACCAAGGGUCUCAUCAGCAGGACUUGAGGCACGUUCACCAAGGGGAUCAUCAGCAGGAUUUGAGGCACGUUCACCUAGGGGCUCGUCAGCAGGAUUUGAGGCACGUUCACCUAGGGGCUCUUCAGCAGGACUGGAGACUCGUUCCCGUAGGAGCUCGUCAGCAGGACUGGAGACUCAUUCACCUAGGGACUCGCCAGCAGAACUGGAGACUCGUUCACCUAGGGGCUCGUCAGCAGGACUGGAGAUUCGUUCACGUAGGGACUCGUCAGCAGGAUUUCCGGCACGUUCACCUAGGAGCUCGUCAGCAGGAUUGGAGACUAGUUCACCUUGGGGCUCAUCAGGGUCUGGAGACUCGUUCACCUAAGGACUCGUCAGCAGGAUCUGAGAUUCGUUCACCUAGGGGCUCGUUAGCAGGACUGGAGACUCGUUCACCUAGGGGCUCGUCAGCAGGACUGGAGACUCGUUCACCUAGGGGAUCGUCAGCAGGACUGGAGACUAGUUCACCUAGGGGUUCGUCAGCAGGACUUGAGGCACGUUCACCUAGGGGGUCGUCAGCAGGACUUGAGGCACAUUCACCAUGGGGCUCAUCAGCAGGUCUGGAAGACCAUUCAGAAAGGCGUUCAUCAAGUUUGACAGAAAUUUACUCAUCUUCUCAAGGAAGAACAGAUGAUCUGUUGUCUGUACCACAGGAAAUACCAGUAAGUAGGGAACCUCGAAAAUCCAUAGGCAUGGAAAUGUUCAAUUAUUUGGUGCGUCGUUUCAGUGGUAUGGAACCACCUCCUGAUGAUCUUGUUGAGAAAAGUUAUGACAAAGGUACUAAAGAUACUGCAGCAGUUAAAGAUUUUUCAAAGGAAACAUCUACUGAAGAUACUGAAACUAUAGAGAAUAUUGUCUUGUCUCAUAGUGAUGAAGAAAUACAAGUCUCAGAUGAGUCUGGUUCUGAACUUGAAAUGACAUGGACAGUCAAUGAAGCAGAGCACGAAGAAUUGCUUCCAUCUACUAAUAAACUGCAACAUUCUGUAAGUGGAAGUUCUGAAACAGAUGAUGGCAUGCUGCCUGAUCAUUUUGGAUCUCUCAUUUCAGAACAACCUGAACAUGAGAGAGAUGGACCCCUUAGGUCUAUUGGCUCAGGCUUGUUGAACACUUUGCGUCGGUUGAGUGGUGCUGGACAAGAAGACAACAUAAAAGGGGAACAAUACCUAAAGGACGACAGGUCUAGUCCCUAUCUGCAGUCACAAAGGGGAUCUAGAGGUAGCUCUAAGUCUAUACCUCAUAGUGAUAUUAAGUCAGAUGGAAAACUCCGUAGAUCAAGUAUAAGAUCAGAAGAAAUAGAGAUGGACAGUGAAGAAUUAAAAUCAGAUACUGAAGACUUUAGCGACAUGUGGGUCAUAAAGAAAAUAAAUGGGAUUGCUCCACCAGGAGUCACCAAUCUUACCACUGAAAGGGAUUUGGAAGAAUUGAUAACUGAAUAUUACCAACUGGAUCUUGAGACAGGAGAUUUGUAUUGCUAUGAGAUGCCGGGUGUUUACUCAGUUCUGUGUCACCACUUCUUCACCACUUUGGGUGGAGAGGACUUCGAUGUGAUAGACUUGGAACUGAACCCUGUUUCUCAGGAUUCAGUGAAGGCCAUCGACAAGGAAGAUUCCCUACCACUUAAAUCUUUAGGGAGACAACUGAUGGAUUCUGUCAAUCAUCUGGAAGUUUCUAGAGGGUGGGCUACAAUGGAAAGCUUCAGCCAGGGCAAGAAAAAAUCUGUUGAAGACGUAACCGCCGUCACAUUUUGUGGAUGUGGCUUCCUAGGUGUUUAUUUAGUGGGUGCAGCGACUUACAUGCAGCAGCAUACACCCAAGAUUCUAAGAGGGCGCCUGGGAGGCUCGUCUGUGGGAUCCCUGAUAGCCACUUGUCUGGUGUGUGAUGUGCCCCUUGAGGUGGUGCGGAAGUCCAUCAUCGAGACAGCAAAGGCAUCGCGAGAAUACAUUUUAGGAGCGUUUAAUCCCUUCUUCCCUCUUGAAGAACCGUUACUGAGAAGCUUGCUUGAGCUGCUCCCAGAAGACGCCCACAUCCGGGCUUCUGGCAGACUGUACCUCUCCCUUACUCGCGCCACCACCCUAACCAAUGAGGUGGUUUCUCAGUACGACUCACGAGACGAACUGCUUCGUGCCGUGUUGUGCUGUUGUUUCUUACCGGGAGUGUCUGGCUUCACUGUCCCCACUUUUCAAGGUCGCAAAUACAUAGACGGUGGCAUGAGCAACAACAUGCCUCUUAAAGGUCCCUUCACCAUCAGUGUCAACGCUUUUGCUGGAGGGUUUGACAUCUGCCCUGAGGAGCCAAACAGCUAUGGACCUACCUCGGCCUUCAAUCAGACAAUAGAGAUGUCCGCUGAUAACCUUCGAAAGUUCUUUGAGGCGCUAUUGCCACCAACUGAUCUUGACGCUUAUUAUGCUCAAGGUUAUGACGAUGCAAAGAAAUAUUUUUCCAGUCAAUAGGAUUUAGGAAGGUUAAGACAACACUGAUCGAGUCAGUGGCAGAAGCUUAUAAAAUUUUACAGAAAUGCAGCUUCCGGGCAUUUCAACUUCUUUAAUCACGUACACUAAUCGUUUGACGCUUUAUCAUUUGAAGCAGUAGGUUAAGCCUCAACAAAUUAAUAUACUAGUAUAUUUUGCACCUUUUUGCAGUAAUGAAAGAUAACGCUUAUUUAAAUUAAGCAUACACAAAAAUAUCUCGAAAGGGUUUACUUGACUAAUUUCUAUUGCUAGGCUUUCUAGAAUAUGAAGUGAAAGGAAGUUAUAAUUAUCUCUAAUCAUAAUUACGAUAUCUUACGUGAAGUUUCUCAACUAAGUAUUUGAUAUAGCAUGACAACACUGGACUCAUUCAUGCUCUAUUUGAAGAGAGAGAGAGAGAGAGAGAGAGAGAGAGAGAGAGAGAGAGAGAGAGAGAGAGAGAGAGAGAGAGAGAGAAUGCUCUAAUAAUUAUACUUUUCAAUUAUUGUAAGCAACUGCCCCAAAUAAAAUAUAACACCUUCAUAGUGCAGUAAAUCAACUCAAGAACAAACCAUUUUAGCUCAAUCACCUAACUAGAUAUAUCAGGAAAUUUAAAUAUUCUGGAUAUAUUGUGUACAAAGAAGUAAAUGUUGAUAUAUUAAUCUACACCUCUUCCAUCAAUAAAUAAUCUUUGAACUUACA